UGAAGACGUCGAGCCCCGAACGCUCGUUAUUUUAUUUUAUUUUUAAAUUCCAUUCGACAAACUCAACGGACCACGUUGUCCGCUUGUAGUCAUAGCAACGGGACGCAAAUACACGCUUUAUGUCAAUCUUUCAAUCACCUUUUAUCACCGCGUGUUUAAAAAAUCUUAUUUUUUAUCGAUUUAUUUUCUACAUUUUCUUGUAAUGGAGGAAAUCGCUGGCCAAAACGUACAGAUUGUACUCAGCCUCAAAGAAGGGAACGGAUUCAGUCUCGUUGAAAAUCCUACAUUAAUCGUCGCGACUCUGAAUGGGCAAGCUCUGGAAUCGUAUCCUAUAAAUCCAGAAUUAAAUCCUCAAUACGCCACUGACUUGAUGUGGGAUGCCGACAAGGCGACUGUCAGGAAAAUGAGAGUGGGCCAUGUUCCGCUAAAAAUAGAAUGUUUUACUGUCAACAAUAACGGCGUUAGAGAAAAAAUUGGAUACAUUUUGCUUCCCUUACGUUCCGCGCAAAUAGUAGCUAGAGGUAAAGAUGCAAAUGUUAAAGUGAUGUGGCACAAAUUUCUCGGUGUUAAAAAUGAACUGAGAGCAUCAGGUCCUGAGUUACUGCUCAGUUUGACCAUAGAAGGAAGAGAAAAUCUUCCAGGCUCCAGCUGUGGCGGGCUCGAAGACAACGCGCAGUUGGAAAGAGAAACAGAUUCGUCAGCGGCGGGCGUCACACCUCGCCUUCUGCAUGAGGAACGCUUGAUACAAUUGGGUUCUGAUCCAACUUGCGUGGAUCUAUUUCUCCUCAGUAUCACAGCUGGGAGAGUCGAUAAUCUAGAAUACCUUCUUCAAAGAGGGUUCACGGAGUUCACGGAAAACUUUACUUUUUGCUACCAAAUAUUAAACAACGACAUACAACUGAAACCCUUUAAAAAAGAUCACAAGCCUCAUAAUCUGAAUGAAAAAAUAGUCAUCCGAAUACGAAGCUCUCUAAACGUACUGAAAAACUAUUUCCACAAAAAUCCAUAUCUUUUCGUUCAACUCCGAUACGGGAACAGUGUAGCUGGACGAUCGAAGAUAGAUCUUCGUCCCCUGGUUCCGAGUGACAAUAUAGAUCUUUCAAAAAACUCCAACGACAACGGUAUCGCUUUAGAUCAGCAAUGCUAUCUGGACAGCAAUGAUUACGGACAAACCAUUGCCCCAGGGGAAAGCCCUUCGAUAAAUAUUCAGUUAAGGCUACAAUGUGUUGGGAAAAACAACUCGAAUUCCAAAAGUAUUUCAAGUACUGCGAUUCCGAGUACAAUAAACAAUGCUGGAACCGAUGACGUUGCGUCAAAGUUAGUCAGUAAUUGUUGGACCAGACCAGCGGAGGUCGAUACUAAAGCUGCUCAUCGUCUAAUUGAAGAAAAGAGAUCGGAAAUCGAUGCGCACAGAAAUCCUGGUGGCGAUUAUGGAAAAUGUAUUAAAAUACACCAACCUACCAUGGGCUAUAAAGCUCCGAACAAGCAUUCGCUCAGUUGUGAAAUCAUCAAACAACCAACUCCCGAUUUAAUAUUUUCUCAGUCUGCGGAUGCAAUAUUACACUCUGCUGCUGGCAAGGAGUGUUCGAGAAGCAUUGAAGCUUACCGUUGCUACAGCUUGGAAAUUUCACUGGACAGCGUAGAGCUUUCGGAGGAGUUUAAGAUAGAAAAUUUGAAUUUCCGUUUUCAUCAUCCUAAGGCAAAAGUUAUGUCAACCUUGCAUCCGAAAAUUCCCGGGCCAUUGAAGAAAAAAUUAAUGCUCCAGGACAUCCAAUGCAAACUACACUUUGUAUCAUCCGUAGAUGAGAUAGGAAAGCUCUUGGUCGCCUUUCCACCAAAAAUCAGUAUUUGUGAGGCUGACGAUACUUCCAAUGUCAGUUUGGCCCAAGCUGUUCUCGACGUUAGACAAUUAUUUGACAAAAUUGAGCCAGGGUGCAAAAUCCGGGUGCCACUGGUGGAUUCUGAUCGCCAUGAAGUUGGCAUUUUAGAUGUGAUAAUGAAGCUGGAAGACUGCGGGCCUUACUAUAAGUCAAAGCGAAGAAAAUCUGAUGUAGAUUUGGGCCCUCCGAUAUUGGACGAUAGCUUGGCUUACAAAAUCGUCGAAGAAUUGGAAACGUGGAAGGAGAGGCAGCAGGAAAUGUUCAGGGUCGAGCUCAAACGUAAAGAAGAACAGCACUUGAAUCUCUUGAGUGACGAGUGGCAGAAGCGGAGGGAAGCCUUGGAAAUGAGAUUGAAUUGUAGCGUCGAACAAUGUAAGAUGCUCGCCAAUAGUUUGAAUAACGCCACGGAAGACUUGCGGGUCAGGCGACUCAAAAGUUUGGAAAAAGAGGCUAGGCUGAUAAAAGCAAACGAAGAUUUGCAGUGGAGAUAUGAUCACAAGAUGCAGGAACUGAGAGAAGCUUCCCAACGUCUGGAAGAUGAUCUUAAUCAUAAGUUGUCUAUCUUAGAGCAACAGAGAGAGGUUCUAGAGGCAAAAGUAGGACCGUUAGAAGUGGAAAACGAUAAAUUACGACAGAUUGUUAAUCGGCAAGUCGAGGAAUUGGAGAUCUAUCAGAAGGGAUCUUUGACGCAGGAUCAAACAGCUUCUUUACUCCAGGAUCUCAAAAGAAUGGAGGAAAAAUUAAACAGUGCUCUGAAAAGCAAAUCGUUUUUCAAAGAACAGUGGGGUAAAGCAGUACGAGAGAUUCAUAGAAUGAAAAUGGAACAUCAACAAGCCGUGGAAGUUCACAUUAAAAAUAGCAAGGAAGAAUUAAAAAAUAUCAAUUUGGAGGACGUUCUGUGUAUGGAUUCCAAGGAAUUGAUGAACGAUCAAAUUCUACUCGGGCAAAUACAGAAGGAAAUAAAUGUGAUCAAGCCGCAAUCUUCCUUCAUACAGAUGGAGAUGGAAGACCAAAUGUAUUCACGUCCCACAAACUUGUAUACCAAGUCCAACCACAGCAUGGUUAGGUCAGAGAUAUCAAUGAAAUCGGAAGAACUCGAUGAACGGUUGAAAAAUUUAAUCGAAGAACGUGAUUCUUUGUUAAAAACUGGAAGUUACUCGAUAGACGACGCCGUUAUUGUGAAACUCAACAACGAAAUCAGAUCACUCUUGAUCACCAGCUGAAAGAUCAUCGAGGGAAGACCCAGCAAAUGGUACAUCCUGCUAAAAAUUCAAGUAAUUUGAUUGCGUCAAAUCUAUUGAAUACUGCAACCAUCUUACACGAACUUUUUCUCAUGGCACGGUGAUCACUUUCGAAAACAGAAACUGAGUCAUUUCAUGGAAUAUGUAAACAUUUUGAUAGUACAAAUAUAGGUCACUUUUUCAUAAA
This is a messenger RNA of Athalia rosae (coleseed sawfly), 3308 nucleotides long. RefSeq names its product centrosomal protein of 120 kDa-like (gene rha). Gene Ontology annotation, cellular component: centrosome; centriole. Gene Ontology annotation, biological process: positive regulation of centriole elongation; interkinetic nuclear migration; centrosome cycle. The record is from RefSeq and is a predicted model, not a curated record. Lineage: Eukaryota; Metazoa; Arthropoda; Insecta; Hymenoptera; Athaliidae. The transcript has 12 exons. Bases 203 to 3103 code for a protein of 966 amino acids.